Messenger RNA from Coccinella septempunctata (seven-spotted ladybird), 4096 nucleotides. RefSeq names its product signal transducer and activator of transcription 5B (gene Stat92E). Gene Ontology annotation, molecular function: RNA polymerase II cis-regulatory region sequence-specific DNA binding; DNA-binding transcription factor activity, RNA polymerase II-specific. NCBI's taxonomy places the organism in Eukaryota, Metazoa, Arthropoda, Insecta, Coleoptera, Coccinellidae. The coding region runs from base 217 to 2541 and encodes 774 amino acids. The transcript has 14 exons. Gene Ontology annotation, biological process: regulation of transcription by RNA polymerase II; regulation of cell population proliferation; cell surface receptor signaling pathway via JAK-STAT. The record is from RefSeq and is a predicted model, not a curated record.
UUGCGACGUAGUUCUCUUGCGAAUGUGUAAUAACAAAGCGACAACAUAGAGUAGUGAAAAAAACCUCUGAUUUUUGCGUUGUGAUUGCAGGCCUGGGAUUUCGCGAAUUUUGUAAUAAUUGAAAUGGCUACUGUCUAAAUGAGUCAUCUGAUGAUAAUCAAAGUUGAGUUUUGAGACCUGUGAACAAGUGUGUUUGUCUUUUUAUCAGUUAAGAAAAUGUCGCUUUGGGCUAAAGCUCAGCAACUUCCUUCUGAGAGUAUCCAGCAAAUUUAUGCCAUAUAUGGGGAUCACUUCCCCAUCGAAGUUAGACAUUGCUUAGCCCAAUAUAUUGAGGAGAAAUUUUGGUCUAAUCUAGAACCUCAACCGGAUAACCCCCAACAUGAACAAUAUGUGGCAGGACUUGUGAGUUCAUUAAUUCAAGAGAUUGAAAAUAAAGCAUCUAUGGUUGAUGGACCAGAUAUCUUUUUGAUUAAACCCAAGUUAGCUCAGGCGGCAAUUAUGUUUCGCCAAAGAUACAGUGCCAACCCUAUGCAACUUUUUACAUAUGUCCGACAAUGUCUUGCUACUGAAUUUGGCAUCAUACAACAGGCUAGUGGUGAAAUUGUUCCAGGUUUAACGAUGGAGAAUUCUGGAGCUGAAACUUUGCACAAAAUCGAUAUUUUGAAGAGAAGGACACAGGAUACUGCAGCAGAUUUGAGACGUAUGGAAGAAGAUCAAGAAGCUUUUGCCAUUCAAUACCAUGAAUGUACUAAAAUAAAGGCUCAUUUACAACAGUUGAUUAGUCAACCUAACAGUCCUACGACUGCUCAAAAUAUCCAGAAAUUGACACUACAAAAGGAAACUUUGGAACAAGGACUCAAUCAGAGGGUGGCAGGUUUAAUGCAAUUACGUUUAGCUUUGAGUGAUAAGUUAAAAGAAACCGUGCAAUUGUUGAAUCAACUUCAGACACAUGUAUUAGAUGAAGAACUGAUAAGGUGGAAAAGGGAACAGCAACUAGCUGGAAAUGGUGUGAUAUUCAAUAGUAAUCUAGAUACUAUCCAAGAAUGGUGUGAAGCAUUGGCAGAAUUAAUUUGGUUGAAUCGACAGCAGCUCAAGGAAAUGGAGAGAUUGAAGGCAAAAUUAGCGUUAGAUUCAUUUCCUGACGUGCUACCUCAACUUUUAGCUGAUAUAACUCAAUUAUUAUCAUCUUUGGUUACUUCAACUUUCAUUAUUGAAAAACAGCCCCCUCAAGUUAUGAAAACGAAUACAAGAUUUACCGCAACUGUCCGUUUAUUGGUAGGUGGUAAACUGAAUGUGCACAUGACCCCGCCACAGGUUAAAGUCACAAUUAUCUCAGAGGCGCAGGCCAACCUGCUUCUUAAAAGCGACAAAUUGAGCAAAAAUGGCGAAUCAAGUGGAGAGAUACUAAAUAAUACUGGCACAAUGGAGUACCAACAAGCUACCAGGCAACUGUCUGUCAGCUUCAGGAAUAUGCAGUUGAAAAAAAUCAAAAGAGCCGAGAAGAAAGGUACAGAGAGUGUGAUGGAUGAGAAGUUUUCACUUCUCUUUCAAUCUCAUUUCAAUGUCGGAGGUGGGGAACUUAUGUUCCAAGUAUGGACUUUGAGCUUGCCAGUAGUGGUCAUUGUUCAUGGGAAUCAAGAGCCUCAUGCCUGGGCUACGGUUACAUGGGAUAAUGCUUUUAGUGAGGCGGGGAGAGUUCCAUUUGCUGUACCAGACAAGGUCCAGUGGAAUAAAGUUGCCGAGACUCUUUCAUUGAAAUUCAGAGCAGCUACAGGUCGUCCUUUGACCGAGGAUAAUUUGAGGUUCUUGGCUGAAAAAGCUUUUCGCGGCAAUUACAAUGAAUCGCAAAACCCUAUGCUGACCUGGGCUCAAUUCUGCAAAGAGCCGUUAUCUGAAAGGAAUUUCACAUUCUGGGAGUGGUUCUACGCCAUCAUGAAGCUCACAAGAGAACAUUUGAGAGGCCCAUGGGUUGAUGGGUUGAUAAUGGGCUUUGUUAGAAAGAAGCAAGCUGAAGAAAUGUUGUUGAGUUGUGCUGCUGGAACUUUCCUGUUGAGGUUUUCAGACAGCGAAUUAGGAGGUAUUACUAUAGCCUGGAUUUCAGAUAAUGGUGAAGUGUUCAGUCUGCAGCCCUUCACAGCAAAAGACUUUGCUAUAAGGACACUAGGAGAUAGAAUAUCAGAUUUGAAUCACUUAGUUUCUUUGUAUCCAGACAUUGCAAAAGAUAUAUCUUUCCAGAAGUACUACACACCAUAUCAAAGCAGUGAGCAAACAUCGAUAAAUGGUUAUGUUAAACCAGUACUAAAAACCCACCUGCCUGGGUGGAGUGAUAAUAGCUAUCCUAACACCCCACACCACCCGUUCAUGCAGUCCCCCGAUCCCUCCAGGGAUACGCCAUCUGUGGCUAGUAGCUAUGCUGGUUCGAUUGCCACAACUGCAACAUGUACGGCUGGAAUGGACUACCUGGAUUCGUUUGACGAGAACAGCAUCGAUAUAAAUAACCUGGUCAAUCUCAACGAGUUGAUGCACGGAUAUAAGCAGUGAGAUUUUUUCGGACCGUUGGAAGGCUGCAAGAAAGUUGGAACAGGGCUGGAUGACUGCCACUUUGUGCCAGAGGAAGAGGGAAGAUAUGUUCAAUAAUUUGAUAUUCUACAACCUAAUGAACAACAAGAAAAGAAAAUCCUAAAUUCAAUUCGGUAAAUGUUGUUUUUUUGUUAUAUCAAGAAAUUAUCGUGACACUUGAACCGCCAAAUUCGAAUUGAAGAACAAUUAUUCAUUUUCAAUUAAUUUAAACAAAUUAGCUCGAAAAUGUCUUCAUUGUUUUUUUUUAUAUGUGAUAAUUUAUUCAAAUAUUGAAUGCAUGUUCCGUAAAGUCUCAGGAUUUUUUACUGUAGUGCAAAUUUUAUGUGUGCGAAACACGUUUUCAUUGAACUUGUGGAUUUUUAGAAUAUUGAACUUCCUCAGAGGAGCCUUUCACGUGAGUGAUUAUGCAAAUGUUUGUAUUAUCCAAGCACAAAAAUUGUUUCCACGAAUUUUACACACAUAAAUCGGUGUUUAUGUGCCAUAAUUUCAUUAGAACGCAGUGCAAUGAUUUCAAACUGUUUCAGUUUCGCAAUAAGCAUUUAUUUUAAUUUUGAUAUUUUAUUGGUAUUACCAUUUAUCAAAUGGCAGGUUAUAUCUUUUAAAAAGAUUCUACCAGGUUUAUUUUCACUAACCAAUAUAAUAUCACUUGAAUAUUAUAUAUUGUUAAUGUACAAUUUAUUUUUGAAUAUCUGUGAGUACAAAGAAUCAUUUGUCUAUUUACAGAAUUUGAGAUUCUAAUUCUAUUGAAUAACAUUUGCUCAUUCUUUUUUUUUUAAUUAUGACUUAUGGUGCUUUUUUCAUAGUUUUAAUUUAGAUUUAGACAACAAUAAUAUCAGCACAGCAAUUAGACAAUCUUCCAUAUUUGAAAUAUUGUGAUGAAACCACUUUUAAAAAAUCAAAAUCAUCGUAUAUUGUAACCGUCCUUGUAGUGUACCUUAUAGCCUCUAUAGAAUUUUUCGGAAUUGAGAAUAUAUUGAUAAAUGUGAAGAAUUAUUCUAAUGUUAAUGUUUUACAUAAAUAAAACAAACUAACCUUUUUUAUUUGCUAGUGCUUCUAAUAUAGAAACCCCAGGUGCCUUUUGUUGUGAAUUUUAUCAAAUAGAUGGUUUUAAAAAUAGUUAACUCAGUGAUUGUUUUCGUCCCAUUAUAUGUGAUGUAAUGAUGGAUGCAAUUAUUCAAAAAUCUCCACUGGACGAAGUGGCAAAACUUUUUUAUCAUUGAAAGAAUUUAAUUACCAUAAAUUUUGUCACUUGGCAAAUUAAUGAUUUAAUUGAAAUAAAUUUUAUAUUGAAUCUAUUUUAUAUGUGAUACUGAAUUGACAAGUAAUAUGAAAUUGGGUUAUCAGAAACCAAUCACUGAAAUUUGUAAAUACUUGAGAUUUAUCGCUUUAAAGCAAUUGUAGCAUAGCAUAUCAAGUCUAUUUUGUCUGUAGAGAUAUUCUCUGCUUGCUCAGUCAAUUAUUUCUGUUUUACACUAAAACUCACAUUGUGGUUGAAUUGAAUAAAAAGUAAAAAGUU